Lottia gigantea (owl limpet) is the source of this 1128-nucleotide messenger RNA. RefSeq lists its product as hypothetical. Lineage: Eukaryota; Metazoa; Mollusca; Gastropoda; Lottiidae. Gene Ontology annotation, biological process: mRNA splicing, via spliceosome. The transcript has 7 exons. The record is from RefSeq and is a predicted model, not a curated record. The annotation marks the transcript as partial. Gene Ontology annotation, cellular component: nucleus. Gene Ontology annotation, molecular function: RNA lariat debranching enzyme activity.
AUGAAGAUUGCAGUGGAAGGUUGUUGUCAUGGGGAACUUGAUAAAAUCUACGAGACUAUCGAAUACCUCCAGAAACGAAAUGAUAUGAAAGUGGAUAUUUUAUUGAUCUGUGGAGAUUUCCAGGCUGUCAGGAAUUCCAGUGAUUUGCAAUGUAUGGCAGUUCCACAAAAAUUUCAAAAACUCAACACAUUUUAUAAAUAUUACAGUGGAGAAAAAGUUGCUCCAGUUUUAACAGUUUUUAUUGGUGGGAAUCACGAAGCCUCAAAUUAUCUUCAAGAAUUAACCUAUGGUGGCUGGGUGGCUAAAAAUAUCUAUUAUAUGGGUUAUGCUAAUAUUAUCCAGUUUGGAGGUAUCAGGAUAGCAGGCCUAUCUGGUAUAUAUAAUAGUAAAAACUAUACUAGAGGACAUUUUGAAAGACCACCGUAUAAUGAAAGUACAAAACGUUCAGUCUAUCAUGUGAGGAAUCUGGAAGUGUUUAGGUUUAAACAGGUAUCAAGACCCAUCGAUAUUUUCCUGUCACAUGACUGGCCUCGUGGUAUUUAUAACUAUGGUAACGUCAAAGAAUUAUUACGCAAAAAAUCAUUUUUCGCUGAGGAAAUAGAACAGAAUAAGCUAGGAAGUGAACCUAAUGAAGAAUUGUUACAUGUUUUAAAACCAGAUUAUUGGUUUGCUGCUCAUCUACAUGUUAAAUUUCCAGCUAUUGUACAACAUCAGACUAAUAAUGGUGAAGAAGAAAAAUUAACCAAGUUUUUAUCAUUAGAUAAGUGUCUUCCUCGACGCAAUUUCUUACAGGUUAUAGAUAUUCCCCAUGACAACAACAUUCCUCUCAAAUUACAACUAGAUCCAGAAUGGCUGUCAAUUAUUAAACAGACCAAUCAUCUAUUGAAUCUUGGCCCCGCCUCCUGUUUUAUGCCAGGCAUUGGCAGCAAUGAAAGAUAUGACUUCAAGAUAACUGCUGAUGAUAUACAAGCUAUUAAAGAUGAUUUCGGUGAUGAUUUGACUAUUCCAGAUAAUUUUGAGGAGACUGUACCACCCCAUGAUUAUAAUCAACCUAACUGUAAAACACGUCCUGGGGUCAUCAUUAAUCCUCAAACCACCUUAUUAUGUACAAUGUUGGACCUCACUGAC